UAGAACGUGCAUACGUCAUUGUGUCAGCAGACACGCCCAUUACUUCCAUCUUAGCCAUGUGGAUAUGACCACAAACGACUGCACGACCGAUCCGUUUGUUUACGCAUUGUGAAUAUUAUUGUGCAUGCUCAGACCGCAAGCAAAAUGUCCGAGUCCGUGUGCAGGUUUCAAGCCGAGGUGGCGGCCGUUAUGGAGGUGUUACUGAAAGUGGCCGUCGUGGAGAUAACGAAAGUUUUCGAAGGACGCGCGUUGGAUUGCCAUGGCUGCACGGUCGACAGAGAAACUCAGAUCAAAGAGAAUCUGGUGUGUGUCCCUGACAUCAGGGCUCAUAUGGAAAGUGCAUUGACUAAUCUCUCUGAGAAGAUGGUUUGUAGCGUCGGUGUGCAAGUAGGAGAGACAAUGCUGCCCCACCAUCAGGAUCAGUGCGUGUCCACUGAGAGAGACGAGGUUUGUCUGCAGGACUCCAGAGGAGAGGAGGGGCUUUCUCCCUCUGAAACUCUCUGUGAGGAGUCUCCAGAAGCUGUGGAUUUGCAAUGCAUGGUUGACCUUCCAUGCACUAUCUUCAAAGAAACUGGAAUUGGCAGAGAAGACGGCUUAAUUCAUGAAGCCCAAUGGACAGAUGACUUAAAUAAACCAGAGACAAUUCAGGAAAAUGGUCUUCAGGAAUCCUCUUCACACUCUGUAGUAGAUCCAGAGUCUCAUCUGUUCAGCUCUGUUUUAGGCAGCAUUCCCAGUGCAGACCUUUCCACUGACACUAUGAGCCAGUGGGACCUUGGCCUUAUGGACGUCAGUUCUUUGCCGUCUGUUGAAAAGUCACCUCUCAUAGAACCUCCUCAAUCCAGCAAAACCCCAGCGGAGGCCACUGAACUCAGCCAGGCAUCAGGAGAUAGUACUGCGAAUCCGAGGAAGGUGCGUUUCCAACUGAGCCAAACGCCGUUCGAUUGCAAACUGUUACGGCCUUGCUCUGUGCAACUUGUUAACCUCCUGAUGCUGUCCAGUGUGCAAAGGGUAAACGGUUCCAACAGAAAAUGCUUUUCUACACUCAAAGACCUGCGAACCCAUCAGCGUGUCCAUACAGGACGUCGGCUGUGCUGCUUUAAAGAGUGCGGGAACGGCAUUUGGCGCCUGCAGGGUGUCCUCACACACAGAAAUGCUUAUGCCUGCAAGAUCUGUGACAAGAAGUUCAAACGCAAGAAGAUCCUGAAGCGUCAUGAGCGUUUUCAUACAGGUGAAAAACCAUAUUCGUGCAGGAGGUGUAAAAAGACAUUUGCCCUGCGGAAAAGCCUGCGAAGACACGAACGCUUCCACACUGGAGAGAGACCACACGUCUGCCCGCACUGCAGGAAAGGCUUCCGUCUCAAAAACAAUUUGAAAGCUCAUCUGCGCUUUCACACAGGUGAAAAGCCUUUCAUUUGCAACCUGUGCUCGAAGGGUUUCAGGAUCCACAAGAACCUUGAGAAACACAGGCUCACUCACGUGGCGCCGGUUAGCUUUCAGACUCUUCAAUAACUGACAAACGUUGUGUGUGACCUAAACCAAACGCCAUAUUUCUACCUCACAUCAGAACCACUGUAUCCAACCGGUUAAUAUAGCACACAAUGGCAGUAAGAACAUCAGGGUGACUAAUUUUGUGGUCACAUUUUCUCUGUAAUAUCAUGUUGUAAAUGUUUUUUGUCAUGUUGGUCAGAAGUGUUUCUGGACAGUUUUCUUCUAUUGUAAUCUUUGCCUCCGACUGCAUCUGUACUAAUACUAUACAAACUUUUUAUUCUUCAUUAGGUUCUUUCCCCUUAGUGUAACACACCCAGGGCAUCAGAGGAUGCAGUCCAACGCAAGUAGGCUUGACUGAUUCUUGCUUGAUGUAAAUACUAAAAUCAUAGUUCUAGGAUGCUUUUAAACUUUUUGUUUUUUUUUAAAGAAUGACUUUAUCUUCUGUCAUAGCUGUUUUAACAAUCUAAAUCUUGUCUGGACCUGUUCAAGUGGGUUAAUGUGUGGUUGAACACUGGAGAUGAUUGGAUGCUGCAGGAUUCACAGAGCCUUGUAAUCAUUUAAGCGAUUUGUACUUUUUUGUGUUUUUAAACGUCACUAUUUCUUAGCACGCUUUGUUCACUUUAAGCUUGUUUUAAAAAAAAGCUAAAAAAAAAAAUUGUUAGUAACACUACUGCUCACAUUUUCCCAUUAUUAUAUCUUUUACACAUACUUUCUUGAAUUUAAUGUGAGAUCAUUAUUUGGAGCAAGCAAACAUUUCACUUUAAAUCAUCUUAAAUUGCCAGAGAGAUUUUUUUUUUUAAUAAACAUGAAUCUUUGUUUUAUUCUUUGUGCUUUUAAUCAGCUAUGCUUUUAGUUUGAUAUAUAAAAAAAAAACAUGUAGUAACUUAGACUUGUGAGUUUAUAACCAACAAAAAUAAUGGUUUCACUAUACUUCCUGUUUUUCCAUUCCUCAUAGCCACCGACAAGCAUUUCAGUUACUUUUCGAAUAAACAAUAACCUUGUA
Messenger RNA from Cyprinus carpio (common carp), 2491 nucleotides. RefSeq lists its product as uncharacterized. Gene Ontology annotation, molecular function: RNA polymerase II cis-regulatory region sequence-specific DNA binding; DNA-binding transcription factor activity, RNA polymerase II-specific. The record is from RefSeq and is a predicted model, not a curated record. Gene Ontology annotation, biological process: regulation of transcription by RNA polymerase II. NCBI's taxonomy places the organism in Eukaryota, Metazoa, Chordata, Actinopteri, Cypriniformes, Cyprinidae.